ACCCCAUCACCUCCAAAUUAAAUUGAUCAUAUCUCUAAUCAAUAGAGAGAGAAUGAGUUCCAAGUCCUUCAUCUUGCUCGGUCUUCUUUUUGCCGUCGUCCUCUUUUCCUCGGAGGCGAUAACUGUUACAGCAAGGGAUGCGAAAUUGAAAGAAGCUACGAUGGAAACUGGUGAAGUUGACAAUGUGGAGCGCCACAGUUAUGGAGGAGCUCAUUCUCGGAACCUUGCGGAAUGCCUCCACGGUUGCAACCGAGGUUGUUGCGAAUGCUUUCGCGGCCGUUGCAUCAGGUGCUGCAGCUUUGCUGGUGAGGCUGGUAUUGUUGAUGGAAAGCCUCAAGCUAAGCCUAACAAUUAAGCACAUGUUAUUGUGUAACAUUAAAUAAAAUGGCUUUAUUUUCUGAAGUUGGUGUUUGUAAGUUAUGAAUAAAUGCAUAUAUGCUCGUGAGAUUAAUUAUUAUAUAUGUUAAUCGUAUUACAAUGAACAACGUAUAAUAUGGUUCUGAUCAAAGAAA
This is a messenger RNA of Cucumis sativus (cucumber), 512 nucleotides long. RefSeq names its product glycine-rich protein. The record is from RefSeq and is a predicted model, not a curated record. Bases 53 to 355 code for a protein of 100 amino acids. The transcript is spliced from 2 exons. Lineage: Eukaryota; Viridiplantae; Streptophyta; Magnoliopsida; Cucurbitales; Cucurbitaceae.